CGCAUGCGGGGCGGGAGAGCGAGAGAAAUUAGCGCAUGCGUGCCGGUACUGCGUGGCCUUCCCCGAAGCCAUCUUUGAGGAGGGCUUCAGGCUGGCACCGAGCACUCGGGAGGAAUCUUUAUUGUGUGCCACGGCCUUUGUCGGAGUAUAUAAGAAAGGCAAAACCGCGGUGUGUCCCUGCCCUCCAGAGACGGCCGAUGCCCUGCGGAUCUAAGAGGGAUCCCACAGAGAGCAGUCGCACUGAGGGGAACCCUGCCUCCACGCCGGAUGCAGGUCUGGCAAACUAACGGCCUCUCGGCUUGGGCUCACUUCCUCCGCCGGAAGUUACGUACGUGACUCCCGGCAGGCUAUUGAGUGGCGGGAACCGAGAGCUGCGGCACCUGGGGGAGUCAGUGGAGCCUGUGGGGAACGGGAUCGGGCACAACGUGGCGCUUCUCCAGGCAGGGCCAGAGGACAGCGGCCACCUCCUCGUCGUGUGUGCGUGACUCGGCUCCUCGAGCCUCCGGCUCUGCGUCUGAGGUUCUGUGUGUGACGCUCUGGCCCCAAGUGGUCCCGGGGUCCCCUUAAGUCCGAUUCUCGCCUCUCGCUUUCGACCAUGCAGGCCUUCCUCAAAGGGCCGGCCUCCAUCAGCACCAAGCCGCCGCCCACCAAGGACCGAGGACCCGCAGCCCCUGCGGGCAGCAGCGCCGAGAGCCGCAGGGCCAAACCCGUCCCGUGGGUGGAGAAAUACCGACCCAAAUGCGUGGACGAGGUGGCCUUUCAGGAGGAGGUGGUGGCAGUGUUGAAGAAGUCCUUGGAAGGAGCCGAUCUCCCCAACCUUUUGUUCUAUGGACCACCUGGAACUGGAAAGACAUCCACCAUUCUGGCGGCUGCCAGGGAACUCUAUGGACCUGAGCUUUUCCGACAAAGAGUUCUAGAAUUAAAUGCAUCAGAUGAACGUGGAAUACAGGUUAUUCGGGAGAAAGUAAAGACGUUUGCUCAACUAACUGUGUCAGGAUCUCGCUCAGAUGGGAAGCCAUGUCCUCCUUUUAAGAUUGUAAUUCUGGAUGAAGCUGACUCUAUGACCUCUGCAGCUCAAGCAGCUUUAAGGCGUACAAUGGAGAAAGAGUCCAAAACGACUCGAUUCUGCCUUAUCUGCAAUUAUGUUAGUCGGAUAAUUGAACCCUUAACCUCUCGAUGCUCCAAAUUCCGCUUCAAGCCUUUGUCAGAUAAAAUUCAGUAUCAGAGAUUACUAGACAUUUCUGAGAAGGAAAACGUGAAAAUCAGUAAUGAGGGAAUAUCUUACCUUGUGAAAGUGUCAGAAGGAGACCUACGAAAAGCCAUCACGUUUCUUCAAAGUGCUACUCGACUGACAGGUGGGCAAGAAGUCACAGAGAAGGUGAUCACAGAAAUUGCUGGGGUGGUACCUACAGAAACGAUUAAUGGCAUUUUCUCAGCCUGUCAGAGUGGCUCCUUUGAAAAACUGGAAGCCAUUGUUAAGGAUCUAAUUGAUGAGGGGCAUGCAGCAACCCAGCUUAUUAACCAACUUCAUGAUGUGGUGGUGGAAAAAGAGGACCUCACUGAUAAGCAGAAGUCAGUCAUUACAGAGAAGCUUGCAGAAAUGGACAAGUGCCUAGCAGAUGGUGCCGAUGAACACUUGCAGUUGAUCAGUCUCUGUGCUACAGUGAUGCAGCAAUUAACUCAAAAUGUUAAUUGAACUUUUUGCAUUUUGAUGGCAAUAAAAGUUUGGAUGUAAAA
Molecule: messenger RNA, 1737 nt
Organism: Antechinus flavipes (yellow-footed antechinus)
Lineage: Eukaryota; Metazoa; Chordata; Mammalia; Dasyuromorphia; Dasyuridae
Gene: RFC4
Product: replication factor C subunit 4
Exons: 10
Coding region: 596-1696 (366 amino acids)
Biological process (GO): DNA repair; DNA-templated DNA replication
Cellular component (GO): DNA replication factor C complex; nucleus
Molecular function (GO): DNA binding; DNA clamp loader activity; ATP binding
Source: RefSeq, a predicted model, not a curated record